AUGCAAACCACAAUUCAAGCUCGGGUGAAGUUCCUCGCGGAAACGUAUUCCAACAAAGAGGUGUUUGUGUUUGUGUCCACCACUGGACUACGAAGUGCGCUGUCAUGUCUGGACGUGUACGAGCUGUCUUCCAAGGUUGGAUGGCUUCUGAGAAAAGCGGGAAUUAAGCCAGGAGAUGUCAUCUGCGACACACUUCCCAAUUCUCCCGAAAUGGUCAUUUGUGAUUUUGGCAUAUUAGCAGCAGGUGGAGUGAUUCUGAACAAAACUGCUUAUCGCUCUGACGGAAGUGAUCUCUGCCAUAUGUUGAACACUUCAAAAUGCAAAGUGGUCAUAGCAGAUCAAAACCAGUCACCUUGCGUCUGGGAGAUCCUUAAAAAGCAAAUUGAUGAGAUAUCCAGUGAUGGCCUGGUCCGGUCUGAAAAGCUUCCAUUCCUAGAGCGUGUUAUAUUUGCUCCCAUAACCAAUGGGAACAACGAAUUUAUUAAGAGAAUUAAAACAGAAGAAAAUUACUUUUACACUUCUAGCUCGCCAUCUGACGCGGGAAUCAUCUGGAUGACGUCUGGAACAACAGGUCUACCGAAACUGAUCGUACGUUCACACGAAGCUGUGCUGAUCAAUGCUCGGAUCUUUGCAUCAAUAACCAAUGAGAGUUUCAGCACCGUACAUUACAACGAUAUCUCAAUGGGACACGCAUCUUCGUUUGCAAAUUCCUUUUUGGCAUCGUGUGCGAAACGUGUUUUCAUAGAUCAUAGAUUCCAACUUCCCGUAGACAAAGAAAUGUUUAUUUGGGAACUGGUGUCCUCUGAAAAAUGCACAACGGCCUUGAUGCAACCUUUUGUCUUUAGAGGAAUUUUAAGGAAACCAGAGCUACUAGAAAAACGAAAUUAUCUUUUGGAUUUUCUGUGUGCCGCUGGACAACCCGUGGACAAAGACUGGUCGGAGAUGCUGGGUAAAAUAACGCGAUCUGCUUGUUUUGCAUAUGGCUUAUCUGAAGUAGGCUACUGUUGCUCACAACUGUGUGCGACGUCAUCGGACGUGCUUCCCUAUGUUGCUGGUCAUCCGUCAGCAGAAGGCAUAGAGGUAAAGGUCGUAGAUGAGAAUCAGCAAGAAACAUCCCCAAAUACGCAUGGCGAGCUAUUGGUGCGUGCUCCUUGGAUGUUUGAUGGCUAUUUGGGAAAUGAAGAGAAAAGCAAAUCAAAAUUCACUCAGGAUGGAUGGCUUAAAACGGAUGACCUUGGCUACAAGGACAAAGACGGGUGUCUCUUUGUCAUGUGUCGACGAUCUGACGCCAUUGCCUGGGGAGUGCGCACUGUGUAUCCGUCAUACUUUGAAACGCCCAUACGGUCAUUGUCAGUCAUUGCUGAUGUUAUCAUCGUUCCUGUUCCAGAUAAGGACACAUUCCAAGAAAUUUGCGCAUGCAUACGUCUGUGUAAAGGAAUUGCCCUUAAUGAGAAAGAGGUAGCUGAUAUGUGUGAUUCGUUGUUUGUUGAAGGCUCCGACAUGCCUGCGCCAAAGUAUUACAUGGUAAUGGAGAACUUCACGUACUUGUCAUCAGACAAACCUGACAAAACCAAACUGAUCAGCAUGGCGAAAGAAAAGUUUAACCUCAAUUAA
Gigantopelta aegis is the source of this 1614-nucleotide messenger RNA. Its product is annotated as 3-[(3aS,4S,7aS)-7a-methyl-1,5-dioxo-octahydro-1H-inden-4-yl]propanoyl:CoA ligase-like. The record is from RefSeq and is a predicted model, not a curated record. Bases 1 to 1614 code for a protein of 537 amino acids. Gene Ontology annotation, molecular function: CoA-ligase activity. The transcript has a single exon. Lineage: Eukaryota; Metazoa; Mollusca; Gastropoda; Neomphalida; Peltospiridae.